This is a messenger RNA of Sparassis crispa, 990 nucleotides long. RefSeq names its product Deoxyribonuclease Tat-D. Gene Ontology annotation, molecular function: hydrolase activity, acting on ester bonds. NCBI's taxonomy places the organism in Eukaryota, Fungi, Basidiomycota, Agaricomycetes, Polyporales, Sparassidaceae. Bases 1 to 990 code for a protein of 329 amino acids. The record is from RefSeq and is a predicted model, not a curated record. The transcript has 6 exons.
AUGGGCAAAAACAAGAAGGCUGCGCUGCCUGACGAGGUACAUCUCGUGUUGCCUUCACACCCCGAAAGAACGCCGGGCUCGGGACCAGCCAUUGUCGACACGCAUACCCAUCUUGUCUCAACUUUCUCAUCCUACCGCAGCAAGUACCGCUCGGGCAAGCACGAGACUAUCCACGACUUCAUCCGCGAGCUGUACAAAGACCACAGCGUAGAGGCGAUCGUGGAUGUCUGGUGCGAGGCGCCGGUGCGGAAGGUAUGGCGAGAAAUUGCAGAUUCGGCCUUGACGGAGGAGGACAGGGAGCGAAAAUGGGGUAGAUUGGAAUAUUGGUUCGUUAUGGGUGUCCAUCCCCAUGAGGCCAAGUUGUACACUGAUGAAGUAGAGAAGGAGAUAGUAGACGCGAUGUCCCAUCCUCGUUGCGUGGGAUGGGGGGAGAUUGGCUUAGAUUUCCACUACGAUAAUUCACCCCGAGAUGUCCAGCGAUCCGUCUUCGCUCGGCAGCUGCAACGCGCAGUUGGUCUUGGCAAGCCGCUGACAAUCCACACGCGCGAGGCAGAAGAAGACACCGAGCGUAUAUUGAAGGAGCACGUACCGAAGGACCAUAAGAUCCACAUACAUUGCUAUACCGACUCUCCCGAGUGGGCGACGCGGAUGCUAGAUCACUUUCCUAACCUAUAUAUCGGGAUCACGGGUGUCAUUACAUACUCGACGAACCUCAACACCUCUGCCGUGAUUCGUAAUAUGGCGAGGCUGCCGAGUCCAUCCUUACGUAUCCUUCUCGAAACAGAUGCACCGUUCAUGACGCCAUCGAACUUGUACGGGACGCUCAAGAAUGUGAGGGGAAAACUACCGCUAUCACACUCUGCAAUGAUACCAUGGACUGCUGAGUUCGUAGCGACCGUAGCGAAUGGUGCGGAGGGUGCUGAGCAAUGGGAUACAGAGCGAGUAAUGUCCGAGGCGAGGGAGAAUGCGCGCAGGAUGUACUCAGUGUAG